AUGGAAGAGCAAAUGAAAACACUGGUUAAUCAUCACUCCACCUACACAUCCAGGCUUGACAAAAUGGAUCAAGAGAUUACUGCACUUCGGAAGCUAAUUGGGAAUCAAAAUCUUGGUGAUGAAAGAGUAGCAAUAGAUGACGAGGUUGAGAAAGAAUAUGAUGGUGAUGAUGACAGUAAAGAAAAAGAAAGAGAGCAAAAGGAAACAGACUUCUGCUUGAUGGAAAAAUCUAUAAUAUCGGAAAGCAGCGUGAGUAGUGAUGAAUCUGAAUGCACCGAAAAUAGAAUUAACGCACAUAGCAAGCAUGGCAGUCACAUUCUUAGCUCUGCCUCUGGUUUGAAGAAGCUUGAUGAGUACCUUCUCUCACGCAGUUACAUCACUGGGUACCAAGCUUCAAAGGAUGAUCUCACUGUCUAUGUAGCUUUGCGAACUGCUCCAUCAACUGAGUAUGUCAACGUGUCUAGGUGGUUCAAGCACAUUGAUGCUUUGUUGAGAAUCUCUGGUGUUUCUGGUGAGGGAUCUGGUGUCACUGUUAAGGGAUCUCUUGUUCCUGAGCCUGUUGCAACUCCCCCUGUUAAGGUGUCCCAGUCUUUGGUGUUUUCACGUGAAAGGCUCUUUGCACCGCAGAUGCCUUGUUGUAACAGCUCAUAUGGAGUUGUUACUUGAGACCGCCCGCUGAAU
Molecule: messenger RNA, 681 nt
Organism: Vigna radiata var. radiata (mung bean)
Lineage: Eukaryota; Viridiplantae; Streptophyta; Magnoliopsida; Fabales; Fabaceae
Exons: 2
Coding region: 1-666 (221 amino acids)
Biological process (GO): translational elongation
Cellular component (GO): cytosol
Molecular function (GO): guanyl-nucleotide exchange factor activity
Source: RefSeq, a predicted model, not a curated record